Trichophyton benhamiae CBS 112371 is the source of this 810-nucleotide messenger RNA. RefSeq lists its product as uncharacterized. Lineage: Eukaryota; Fungi; Ascomycota; Eurotiomycetes; Onygenales; Arthrodermataceae. The record is from RefSeq and is a predicted model, not a curated record. The coding region runs from base 1 to 810 and encodes 269 amino acids. Gene Ontology annotation, molecular function: methyltransferase activity. The transcript is spliced from 4 exons.
AUGCUCUUUGGCGGACGCCUCAUCAUUGCGCCCAUAUCAGACCAGCCAGAGAGAAUACUCGACAUUGGCACCGGCACAGCCACACACGUUAUCGGCACAGACAUCUCGCCCAUCCAGCCGACUUGGUCAGUUCGUUGGUUUUUCUUUACCCCAUCCUUCCGCUCGUUUUCGUCUUCGUCUUCGCUUUUUUUUCUUUUCUCGGUCUCGCCAAACAUCUCCUUCGAGAUCGAUGACGCCGAAAGCGACUGGACAUUUAGACAGCGCUUCGAUCUCAUCCACUUCCAGAACCUCAACGGUGCCAUCCGUGACUGGCGUCGUCUGCUCUCGCAAAUAUACGACAAUUUGAUGCCAGGCGGAUAUGUCGAGGCCAAAGAAACUGAUGUGUACGCAACUUGCGACGACAACUCCAUUCCCGAAGACUGCCAUCUUCGCCAGUGGGAGUCCAACUGUAUCAAGGCAUGCAGUCUCAUCGGCCAGACCCUGACAGCCCCAGAGAACGUCAAGAAAUGGAUGAUUGAAGCUGGCUUUGUAGACGUCAAAGAGGAACAGUUUAAACUGCCCAUCAACCCCUGGCCAAAGGACCCAGAGCUUAAACUGGCCGGCCGGUACCAGCAAGUUCAGUAUUCCGAUGCUCUCCAGCCAUAUGCUCUUGGACUGCUCGUCGAGGUUCUCGGCUGGUCCAGAGAGGAGAUGGAACUCUUCCUGGUCGGCUUGAGAAAGGAUCUCGCCAACCGUGCAUUCCAUGGGUAUAACAUAGUGUAUGUCCUAACACUCAGUUUCUUCCCCCAUUCUUUUUUAUAUACCGUUUAG